AUGCAAGGAGUACCUGCAACACAACUUCAUCCCAUCGUCAAGCUGUGGCCGUUCAGGGGAUGGGCUCUCGAUUUGAUUGGGAAGGUUACUCCCCCAUCGGUCCAGGGGUAUGCAUUUGUUAUCGUGGCAAUAGAUUACUUUACAAAGUGGGUGGAAGCUGUGCCAAUGAAGUCAGUCAACCAGGCUAAUGUGAUAAGGUUUGUGAAGCGCGAGAUAAUACAUCACUUCGGCCUGCCUAAGACUCUCACCUGUGAUAACGGGUCAGUAUUCCCUGGAGGGGAAUUGUCCCGGUUUGCACAGGAAUAUGGAAUGACCGUUACCUUUUUUACGCCUUUUUAUGCACAGGGCAACGGUAAAGCAGAGGCAAGCAAUAAGGUUAUCAAGGCGAAUUUGUCUAAGGUCAUCGAUGAAAACCCAAGGUCCUGGGCAGAGAUGCUAUCAGAAGUGUUGUGGGCCUUCAGGACUUCAAAGAGGACAACGACGGGGACCACCCCCUAUGCGCUGACUUUUGGUCAUAAUGCCAUCCUGCCAAUGGAGGUGACCGUGAGGUCCCUACGGGUGGCAAGACAAUAUGAGAUGUCCCCAAAAUCAGUACAGGGAUUCCAUGAUGGUUGUACUCAACUAUCUAGACGAGGAGCGUCUUUUGGCUCUUGA
This is a messenger RNA of Telopea speciosissima, 654 nucleotides long. RefSeq lists its product as uncharacterized. The record is from RefSeq and is a predicted model, not a curated record. The transcript has a single exon. NCBI's taxonomy places the organism in Eukaryota, Viridiplantae, Streptophyta, Magnoliopsida, Proteales, Proteaceae. Gene Ontology annotation, molecular function: nucleic acid binding. Bases 1 to 654 code for a protein of 217 amino acids. Gene Ontology annotation, biological process: DNA integration.